Penicillium concentricum is the source of this 1482-nucleotide messenger RNA. Its product is annotated as Pyridoxal phosphate-dependent transferase major region subdomain 1. The transcript has 5 exons. Gene Ontology annotation, biological process: L-glutamate catabolic process. The coding region runs from base 1 to 1482 and encodes 493 amino acids. Gene Ontology annotation, molecular function: pyridoxal phosphate binding; glutamate decarboxylase activity. Lineage: Eukaryota; Fungi; Ascomycota; Eurotiomycetes; Eurotiales; Aspergillaceae. The record is from RefSeq and is a predicted model, not a curated record. Gene Ontology annotation, cellular component: cytosol.
AUGGGUUCUAUAGAGGAAUUAUCCGAGCAGCUUUCUGGCCAGAACGACUGCACCUAUGUCUAUGGCUCCAGAUUCGCUGCCAUGCCUAUGCCAUCGCAUCAACUGCCGGACGGUGAGAUGCCAAAAGAGGUGGCUUACCAGCUAAUCAAAGAUGACUUGGCCCUGGAUGGCCAGCCAAUAUUGAAUCUCGCCAGUUUUGUGACCACGUACAUGGAAGACGAAGCCCUCAAACUACUCGCCGAAUCAUCAAACAAGAACAUCAUUGACCACGAAGAAUACCCCAAAUCUGUCGAAAUCGAGCACCGCUGUCUGAACAUCCUCGCCGACCUAUUCCACUCUCCAGUCUCUGAUGGACAUCCAACCGCCUUUGGUACAUCAUGUAUUGGGUCUUCUGAAGCUAUCAUGAUCGCCACUCUAGCAAUGAAGAAGCGCUGGCAAAUCAACCGCAAAGCCCAAGGGAAAGAUGCCUCAAACCCAAACAUCGUCAUGAGUAGCGGCGUACAAGUCUGCUGGGAAAAGGCAGCCAGAUACUUUGAAAUCGCCGAGAAGCUAGUCCCAUGUACCGAGACACGAUACGUGAUUGACCCAGUCCAAGCCGUCGACAUGGUCGACGAGAACACCAUCGGAAUCUGCGCGAUUCUCGGCACAACAUACACGGGCCAGUACGAAGAUGUACAGGCUAUCAGUGAACUUCUCAUCAAGAAAGGACUGGACACACCCAUUCACGUAGACGCCGCCAGUGGUGGAUUUGUGGCUCCGUUCGUGAACCCGGACCUGGUAUGGGAUUUCAAACUACCCAACGUCGUCUCGAUCAAUGUCUCUGGGCAUAAAUACGGACUGGUCUACCCCGGCAUCGGCUGGGCCCUCUGGCGAUCACCAGAGUACCUCCCCGAAGAGCUCGUCUUCAACAUCGACUAUCUAGGCGCGGAGCAACUCAACUUCACCAUGAACUUCUCUAAACCAGCAUCGCACAUCAUAGCCCAGUACUACCAACUAAUACGACUGGGCCGAAGCGGAUACACAAACAUUAUGACAAACCUCACAAGAACAGCCGACUACCUCACCAGCCAGCUGCAAGAAAUGGGAUUCAUCAUCAUGAGCGAAGGAGGUGGGCAGGGCCUACCGGUCGUCGCGUUUAGAUUGAGUCCCACGCAGAACGUCUUCUUCGACGAAUGGGCGCUGGCGCGGAAACUGCGCGAGAGGGGGUGGAUUGUGCCUGCUUACACUAUGGCUGCUGAUUGUGAGACGAUGGGCAUGAUGCGAGCUGUUGUCAGGACGGAUUUCAGUAUGGGACGUUGUAUAAGUCUGGUGCGCGAUGUGCAAGAUGCAUUGGGGGAUUUGGCGGGUAUGGAGAUUCGGAAUAUUCAGCGGUAUCAAGCGUUGGUUCAGAGUUAUGUCAAGAUUUCGAGGAAGAGUUUUGUUGAUCGGACUUGUUCGCGGGUUGUCAAUCGGGAGAUAGGGAAAGAGAUAGAAGGUGUUUGA